This is a messenger RNA of Drosophila bipectinata, 1396 nucleotides long. It is a transcript of the gene Zip42C.1, whose product is annotated as Zinc/iron regulated transporter-related protein 42C.1. Gene Ontology annotation, biological process: zinc ion transmembrane transport. Lineage: Eukaryota; Metazoa; Arthropoda; Insecta; Diptera; Drosophilidae. The record is from RefSeq and is a predicted model, not a curated record. Gene Ontology annotation, cellular component: plasma membrane. Gene Ontology annotation, molecular function: zinc ion transmembrane transporter activity.
CCGUUAUCAGGCAAGGUGACAGCCACCUGUCCAUCGGAGAUAACUGAAUCUAUUUUUUGACGGAGCUCGACAACCGGCGGCCUGGGGCUCUCCUACCCGUCUACCGGCGUAUCAAUCAGCGAUCCGAUUUCAAUCAGACCCCUUUGAUAUAUAGCCUGCAAUGUCGAGUCGAUGGGCCAGUCGUUGGGUAGCUCAGUCGCCGGUCGUAGGUCUGGAAGGAAGCAUGGACGUCGUACAGAAUUUCGCUAGAGAGCAGUCUUCGGGCUCCGAGCACCAGGCGCUUCUCGUGGCCAAAAUUGUCGCCAUGGUGGUGCUCCUUGUGAUCACAGUGCUCUGCGGAAGCCUGCCCUACGUCCUAAACCGCUGCUUCGAGUGGACCAAGAAGAGUCCGGAGGAGACCCGUGCCUCGACGGCCGUGCGCUGCAUGCUCUUCUUUGGCGGCGGGGUGCUCAUCUGCACCACGUUCGUCCACAUGCUGCCCGAGGUGAUCGAGGUGGUUGGACAGUUGCAGCAAUGCAAGUCUCUUGCCCAGACGCCCUUUGCCCUGCCCGAGAUGCUGCUCUGCACAGGAUUCUUUUUGAUGUACGCUCUCGACGUGACGAUGUCGGGCUUUGUGCACCGCCAGCAGCAGAAGCUCAGCCGAAAGGAGUCCCUGGUCAGCGUUGCCUUCGAGAGGGGACGCAGCCCGCGGCAAAGCAUCCUGCUCCGGGCCAAGUGCGAGACUCCGGCUGAAGCAAUUCCAGAGCACAAGCCGGAGGAUCAUCACGGCCACUCUCAUAUGCCGCCGCUUGCGGAAGAGGGAUCUUCGGCACGAGGUCUGGGCAUCAUCCUGGCCCUCUCCCUGCACGAGCUCUUUGAGGGCAUGGCCAUUGGACUAGAGGGCUCCGUGAGCACAGUCUGGUUCAUGUUCGGGGCUGUGGCAGCCCACAAAUUAGUGCUGGCCUUCUGCGUGGGAAUGGAGCUCCUGGUGGCCCGCACCCGAGGCUCCCUGGCCGUCGUCUACCUGGUAACCUUUUCAAUAGUGACGCCCAUCGGCAUCGGCGUGGGUCUGGGCAUCAGUCACCAAGUGGCACCCGGCCACCCCAGUCUGCCCUCGGGUAUCCUGCAGGGAAACGCCUGUGGGACCCUUUUGUACGUGGUCUUCUUCGAGAUACUCACGGAAAACCACACCAGAUGGCUGUCGCUGCUUGCCACUGUGGCGGGAUUCGCCCUGAUGUUCGGAUUGCAAAUACUGUCUGACGAGGCAGAGGGCGAUGACAGUCUGACUUGUUCCUAGCACCUUGCAUUGGCUCCACCCCUAGACACCUGCCAGCCCCAGUAUUAUCUAUUAUUACUUGUUAAUACCUUGAUAAAUUUAUUAGUUGUACGACUGAAUAAAAUGAUAACAAUGUUUAAA